Molecule: messenger RNA, 897 nt
Organism: Truncatella angustata
Lineage: Eukaryota; Fungi; Ascomycota; Sordariomycetes; Amphisphaeriales; Sporocadaceae
Product: parasitic phase-specific protein PSP-1
Exons: 4
Coding region: 1-897 (298 amino acids)
Cellular component (GO): plasma membrane; fungal-type vacuole
Source: RefSeq, a predicted model, not a curated record
AUGUCUACCGUAGACGGCGCCAUCACUUUCGGCCCAGAUGCGAACUGCACUCUCGAGAUCUGCCCGCUGGAAUCGAGCAUACUGCAAUACCAGCCGUCCGUUCCGGCAAACGUCUUCUUCAUCGCCUUCUUCGGCCUGGCCAUCGCCGCCCACUCCCUGCAAGGGAUCCAGGGGCGCACCUGGGGGUUCGUGGCGAGCAUGGUCAGCGGCUGCAUCCUGGAAGUCGUGGGCUACGCGGGCAGGCUCAUCAUCCAUGAUAACCCUUUCGACUUCGCCGGGUUUCUCAUACAGAUAAUCUGCAUCACCAUUGCCCCCGUCUUCUUUUGCUCGGCCAUAUACGUGCUGUUAUCUCAAGUCAUUAUCCACAUCGACCCGCAGAUCUCCCGCUUCAGCCCGCGCCUGUUCUACUGGAUCUUCAUACCCUGCGACAUCGCCUCGCUGAUCCUGCAGGCGACCGGGGGCGCGCUGUCGUGCGUGGGCACGUCCAAGGACGACAUCAAGCAGGGGGAGGACAUCUCGCUGGCCGGGCUCGUGUUCCAGGUCUUCACGCUGGUGGUCUUCCUCGGCCUCUUCGCCGACUACCUCGCCGCCUGCGCGAGGGCCACGUCUGCUGCCGCCCGGGGGCGCAUCACGCCCCGGGUCAAGGUCUUCCUGGCGUUCUUGCUCAUGUCCGUCGUCUUGAUCCUGGUCCGCUGUGCGUACCGCAUCGUCGAGCUGCAGGGCGGUUAUUUCAGUGAGACGUUUCGUGAUGAGGGACUGUUUAUCGGCCUAGAGUCCGGGGUCAUGUGUCUCGCCGUUGUAUGCCUAAAUAUUGGCCAUCCUUCCGUUGCGUUUGGUGGUGAUAAUGCCGAACGAAAAUCCGGGUUAUUCGAGCUUCAGGAGCGUGAUGAGGUCUGA